Messenger RNA from Mauremys mutica (yellowpond turtle), 6321 nucleotides. Its product is annotated as TLC domain-containing protein 4-B-like. Lineage: Eukaryota; Metazoa; Chordata; Testudines; Geoemydidae. Gene Ontology annotation, biological process: lipid homeostasis. The record is from RefSeq and is a predicted model, not a curated record. The coding region runs from base 465 to 1253 and encodes 262 amino acids. The transcript has 8 exons. Gene Ontology annotation, cellular component: endoplasmic reticulum; membrane.
CUCAGAACGGUGGCGGCUGGGAGCCAACAUCCCAGAACCAUGGGGCUCUGCGGGUGGGCGAGGAGGAAGUCUCCCCAACUCCCCCCCAAACCCUGAAUCCCAUCUCCACGGGGAGGAGACGGGGCGCUUGAGCCGCCUACCUGCCCCGAACCCCAUCCCCCCAGCGCACCGUGUGCGCGCGGAGGCCGCUAGCUCCACCUCAGCGCACCCAGCCCUGGCACUAACGGGCAGCAGCUUCCCUCGCAGGUGGCGGAGGCUCGGCCCCUUUAAGGCCGAGGCUGCCGUAACCCGAGCCCGCAGUGAGUGGCUUGUCGCAGCAGCCCUCGGAGCUGCCGCCACCGCUGCCCCCGGAGCAUCCUGGGUGGCAGGCAGCGAAGGGCUCUCCCCGCAGCGCCGGCGGGGAUGGGGGAGGAGCUGCGGCCACACUAGCCCCCGUCUGGCCUCCCAGCCCAGGCUGAAGAAUAAUGGCUACCUUCAACAAACUGAUUAUUGGCGCUGCUGUUACCAGUUUUACCAUAUUUCAGCUUCUGUUCCAUUUUCUAAGUUCUUGGGCAUCAACAAGAAUAACUCCUGCUUUUAAUAAUCUCAACCAAAAAAGGAAGAUUGAAUGGAAUUCAAGGACAGUAUCCACAUUCCAUGCCUUGGUGGUUGGUGCUUUUUGUGUAUAUAUCUUGUUGUAUGAUGAAGCUGUUAAUGCUGACCAUGUCUGGGGUGACCCUUCAAUUGUGAAACUGAAUAUUGCUAUUACCACAGGCUACCUCAUUUCUGAUUUGUUUCUUAUUACUUACUACUGGAAGGCAAUUGGUGAUAAAUUUUUUGUAAUUCAUCAUUUGGCAGCUCUGUAUGCCUACUACUUUGUACUGGGUGAAGGAAUGUUGGCAUAUUUUGGUAACUUUCGUCUGCUUGCAGAGUUCUCUACUCCUUUUGUGAAUCAGCGGUGGUUCUUUGAAGUGCUGGGGUACCCUAAAUCUUCAAAAGCCAACAUCAUCAAUGGGGUGCUGAUGACGAUUGUGUUCUUCAUGGCGAGGAUUGUAGUCAUGCCUGUUUAUUAUGCCGACGUCAUUUCUGUGUUUGGAACAGAGGCUUUCCACAGAGUAGGAGUUGCAGCCCAAAGCGCCUGGAUUAUCUCUAGUGUUGUCUUGGAUGUGAUGAACUUGAUGUGGAUGGUCAAAAUUACAAAGGGAUGCUACAAAGUAAUUUCUCUCAUUGGACAAGAGGAAGUCAAAAUGCGUAAGAAUGGAAAAUCUGACUAGAAAUCAUAUAUGUAAAACUGAACUUCUCUAUAAAGAUCAUUUGGGUUCAUUGAAACAAUGCACACUUUUGCCAUAAAAUGCUCCUCUAAGGAAACAAGGUAUUGCCUCUUUAUUGAUCUUAACCUUUCUCUUGCCACACUGCCUGCAUGCCCAGGGUCACUUCAUUUAAAGACAGUCCCACUCUAUGGAAUGGGAAACAAUGGCAUAUGACAUCCCGUAUGUAUAGGUUCAUACAGAUGAGUCUAGCUGUGUGUUCUAAGCACUUAACUGACAAAUGAACUUAAAAAGGAACAGACUGAUUAGUUAGUGGUCUUCUAUCAGUAUGUUCCUAAAAUGUUUUCACUCAGGUUUCUCAAUGUGUUUUUUAAAGCCUCUGAAUGUUAGGAUCUUUUGUUGUAAGUUAUGCAUAUAUGGCAAGUUUCCUGCCAUGUUUCUGUGCUUUCUCUUAUUAGUAUUUGAUGUUAACAAUCAAGAUUUCAUCCUUGACAACUUUUUAUUUUUUUUGCAGCCAAGGCUAAGAAUUUAGCUUUGAUGCUAUGAAAUAUUUUACUAACUUUCUGCUGCCUUAUAUGCAUGGACACAAACUUUUGGGGGAUUUAUUAAACAGUUUUACAGAUACUGGUAUAAUGUAUUGUUUUAUCUUUUAAAAAAUCUUUUAUGUGGAGGGAUGACUGUGCUGCUGUGUUAAUGUACUUCUAGUAGUAUUACUGUUAAAUCUGAUCAGAAUUCCGUCACAAGUUAACAUGGUAAACAGUGUGUGGAAACAGACUCAUUCUUACUAUAGUGCUCUCUCCCUGUGAAGGCUGCUGCUGCUUCUACUUUUGAAAAGUAUUGCAACUCUGCUUCUAAAUGUAUUAUUAUUAUUUAACCAAGAGACUUAUAGGGUGUAAACAACUUAAGUAUAGGAGACUAAAUAUUUUUGUAUAUGUGGCUAUGUCACAGUAACCCUCUCCCCUCCAGAGCCACCUUCUUAGUAUGAAAAUGCUCAUAUUGUGCUCAAAUGCUCAUAUAAAUAUGUAUUUGUCAUAUUUUUAUUGUUAUUCAUAUGGCUGGAAAUUUGAGGUGCUGGCCAAAGAAAGCCCAUCUGGUAAGCAAGAAGACUUAUCAGUGGACCCAACAGAGAAUAGUUUCCUUUAUUCUCUUCAAAACUGUUGAGAAGAUCUAUAGAGUGGGACACAGAAGCAGCUAACAUCAUCAGGGACAACAUUCUGUUUUUGGAUCCACAUAGUCCUUAGCAGAUAUUCUGCUUUCUCUUCAAGCAUAGAACUUCCAGUGAUGUCUGUGGGAGAUAAGGGAAAUUAGAGCAUGUGAGAAGAUCAGAAUAUGAAAGAGAUGCCAACCUGAGAGAAUUGUUUUCUCCCAUAUAACUGUUGUGGAGCAGCUAGGUGUGUUUGUGGUGGUUUUGUUUUUUGUUUGUUGUUUUUUGGAACAAUGCUUUCUUCACUUGAUUUGUCAUCACUUGCGGUUUGUGACACCAUCUGCUAGUAUGUGCUGCUGAAACUGCAUUUUCACACACUAGUGUGGUGCUAUUACAUAAAAACAUUGUAGCAAACUACUCAAGCAACUUAUUUUGUUUUUGUUUCUUAACAUUUAUCAAAUUCUUGCCCUGUUGGGAUAUGUUUUUUGUACUGUUCUCUUAGCAACACCCCUAAAAGUGAAAUCUUCUUUCCUCUAAACAAAUGCAGGUGUCUGGCUAUUAGUUAGUGUGGGCUAGAAGGGAGAGCUGUAAAACAAACACAAAAUUUCCAGGAACUAGCUGUCCCUUUAUGAUUUACUGAGGGCUUGUCUACACUUACAGCUUUGCUGUAGCAUUUAGUGAAGACUGCCUACAGCGAUGGAACAGCUUCUCCUGUUGGUAGAGGUACUCAACCUCCCCAAGAGGCAGUAGCUAUAUCAAUAGGAGAAGCCUUCCUGUCUACACUGGAGGCUGGGUCGGUAUAAAGACAUCGCUCAGGGUGUGGAUUUUCCACACUCCUGAAUGCUGCAGUAAUACUGACAUAAGUUUGUAGUGUAAAUCAAGGUUAUGUCUCCCUAGGUCACCAAGAAGACUCCACAAACUGCUAGCAAAGGACUUUUGCAUUGUCUUGCAGUAUAGCCAAGUCAGUUGUGGCUAAAGCAGUUCAGUUCUCCUCUUUAAGAGUACAAUAGAGCAUUAUAUAGGUUGAUAUAGUACUCACUUUGACAGGUGUAGUUACAUUAUUUAACUAACAGUAAUUUUUUUCAGUACUAUCUCUUUAUUUUUCAACGGGUGGGAGGCAAAGAUUGCUAAUGCAUUCAGUUCCUUACACUGUAUUCUUGGCAGUCCUGUUGCCUUAUUAUGUAGAUGAGUUGUUCAGUCCUAGAAAGCAUAGUAACUGAAGUGUGUCUUUUAUUUUCUUUAAUUGUCAUUCUUGAAUUAGCACAGUGCCUUGUCUUUGGUACCAAUAAAUUCAUAUUAUCAGUCAAUUGACCUCCAUUACAUUUUUUUAUUAAGGAAAACCUUUUUAUCAACAUGUAGUUUCAGAUACUUUUUAAAAUCAUGAUUUAAUUAAACACAUCCUGCACAAAAUUCAAUAUGCACACAAAGGCAGUUCUAUUGUAUUAGUGUUUAAGAUGGUAACUAGGUAACUAGUGAAAGAGAUUUUUUUUGUGCUGAUUCAGUAACUAAGUAUGCACAUCUGUAAUAACUUAUGUUUACAUUUUGGUUCUCUUAGCCAGUUUCAAAAUCAGUAAUUGAGUUGACUCAAGCACUUUGGAGAAAAUACACCUUGAACAUAGAAGUAUGAUGUUUACUAAUUCUGAAAAUAAAAUAUGGUAGGAUAAAACAUUUUUCAUAAGGAAAAUGAUUUUACAGCAAGUAAGGACUUCAUGAAAACUGCAUUGGAAGUCCAUCCUUUUUUAAGCAUUCAUCUUUAAUGGCAUUUGAAUCCUACAUACAAAAAGAAAGGUCACUUCAAGAUGACUCCAAUGUGGCCAUGUUUAUCACUGAGAAAAAAUAUGUCGGAAACAAACUUUUGAAGGGGAAUUGUCAAGAUUCUGAAACUUUUACAAAGAUGAUCCAGCUUUAGCAAAGGUAUUAAGAGCCUUUCACAGAACACUGGACCUAAAAAGGCCUGUUCUACAGCUUCAUCAACUGACAACAAAGGAUGAAGAAGCAUUCCUUGUUCCUAACCCAUUAUAAUACAACCUAUGUAUUAUAUCAAAUAAUUAAUAAAUGGAGAAAGAACACUGCUUCACUAGUGGGAUCCUGAUGUCAAUAAACUGGAAAUGGUGGAUCUAUAUGAACUUUAACAUUCACCCAACAAUGAGCGAAAUCUGUCACUGCCUGAUUCAAUUUCAAGUUUCUCUGUACAGAGAAGUGGUGUGUCACUCGGUGCUGUGUAGAGCUCCAGGGACAUACAUAUCUGUAUGACAUAAUACCAGCAGAGACAUGGUGGGUGAGGUAAUAUCUUUUAUUGAACCAAUUUCUGUCGGUGAGGGAGACAAGCUUUCGAGCUUACACCAGAGCUUGAAAUAAAGUUAUUACCUCACCCACCUUGUCUCUCUCAUAUCCUGGGACUGACAUGGUUACAACAACAUUGUAUAUAACAUCAGCACACAAAUUACUCAGGAUGUGUUUGGGUUUAAAAAAAAUGUCAUAAUUAGAAACCUCCACUAACCACCUCCUUACUCUACGUUUUACCCUGAAAUUCGUUUUUUUUUUCAAAUAGCAAAAUGGAAGGCAUGCUGCAGCCGGUGAUAAACUGAAGGUAGCUAUAGAGCAACUGAUUUUAGGGAAAAAAAAUAUUCACAUGCCUGGCUGAUCUGAGGUCAGUGUCAUAGUGUGAUGCCUGGCACCCAGGAGUAUAAUAGUAAAUGUCUACUUUAAAAUAGUUCAUUUUUUCAGUGCAUAAAGGAAAUGUCUGUGAACAAAAUUUGUUGAAGUCAGUAUAAUUCAGUCCUUACUGUCUCAAUGUGAACCAUAUUAUAAUUCAAUAUACAUUAGCGCUAUAUGCUACUGCCUGGAAAGUGAAAUCUAAAACAUGGACAUAAACAAAAUCCUUUGUAGUAUAUUAUCCUCAUGUAGGCUUUGACUGUCAAAUAUUGUACUGGUUUUGUAAUACACUUUUUUGAGCAUAUGAAAUAUUAGAGCUCUGAGGACUUGCUCCUGACUGAAUCAAGUUGCAUGAGGAUUGUUUUUUAAAGUUUGCAAGCUAGUAUUUUAUAUAGUGUGACCGGCAUACAGGCAACUUCUGAAUGUAAUGAAGAAUUUAUUUUAAAGUUAAUUAUUAUUUUAAUUUAUCCUGAAUUUGCAACUGAAAGCAAUUGGCACACUGAAAAAAAAAGAUUUUGGCUACUAAUGAACUCUGGCAUAAAUAUAUAUCUCAUAUGCGUAGUGUAUGUAUAUUCAAAUUCCCUAGCAAAUAUAUUAUACAUAUACACCAUUAAUGUUUACAGAUCUGUAUCCCAAAUACCUAUUUACAAUUAUUCACAUGUAAACUAACCAAAUACAAAACUGAUUUUACAGAUUGUUUAAAAAAAAAAAAUUUGGAGAACUGCUGUUGAGUCCUUAAAGGCUUUACAUUGGUCUCUGUCUAAACACAAACUUGGUAAAUACAGUAUGAAAUGCUUUAUAUGUAGAGUGAAGCUAAAAACUAAAUUUUGCUACGUUGACUGCCAUUAAUUCAUUACAGAUUUGUUUGCAGUAAAAUUAAUAUUGCAGCAUUGCCUGAGAAGAUCACGGUAACAUUAUUAAUUGCAAACUGUAAUGUAUCUUGUUUGUAUGGCAACCAUUGUAGUGUUCAGGAAUUUAGGAAUGUAGUGGUAAUACUGUGGCUUGAUUACAAAAGUCAUACAUUGUAAUGAGAUGAAUAUGUGAAUGAUUAAAUGUUACGGGUUUUGCUUGUAGAAUAAUCAUAUGAACAAUAUGUUUGUAUUUCACUGAGAUUGUAAUUAUUUCUACAUUUUAGUUAAACAGCCUUGCAGUUUGUAUAAAUUGAUGUAAACUGAUUUUGUAGGCUGAAAUUGACGUAGGCAAUAAUGUCAAUAAGCAAUAAGUUGCAUGUUGUACACAAGGUACUGGUACUUCAUAAUAAAGGAAGAGAAUGCA